Messenger RNA from Tachysurus vachellii, 1710 nucleotides. RefSeq names its product probable G-protein coupled receptor 82. Gene Ontology annotation, cellular component: membrane. Gene Ontology annotation, molecular function: G protein-coupled receptor activity. The transcript has 2 exons. The record is from RefSeq and is a predicted model, not a curated record. The coding region runs from base 128 to 1309 and encodes 393 amino acids. NCBI's taxonomy places the organism in Eukaryota, Metazoa, Chordata, Actinopteri, Siluriformes, Bagridae. Gene Ontology annotation, biological process: G protein-coupled receptor signaling pathway.
AGUAAAAGGGAAGUGAGUUGCCUAUAUAACUUCCUGCAGAGACUGAUCACCAGAAUGCACAUACACACUUGUCACUGACAGAUGUUUCCAGUACAAAUGCAGAUACCCCUUCUAUCUGGUGGUUCAAAUGGCAGUCUGUUCCCAGGUCGUUCACUUUAAUGCAUCCUCUUGCUUGUGUCAGACGUUCACCACAUAUCUGGUACUGCCCAUUCUUUACAGUGCCAUGUUCCUUGCAGGCCUGUUUGGAAAUAUCCUGUCUAUUUGGGUAUUCAUUACAAAGAUUUCCAUUAAAACCCCCACUCACAUAUACCUCAUCAACCUGGGGGUCUCAAAUCUGAUACUAUGCCUCACCAUGCCAUUCAAUGCACUCUACUACGCUCUUAGCACCAGCUGGUCUUCAUCCAGUCUGAAGUGUCAGUUAGCCAUAAAUGUCCUGACUCCAGUUCUUCACUCCAACAUCGAAGGAAGCAUGCUCAUUCUCACUUGGCUGGCAUUAACUCGCUUUGCUACACUUAUCCAGCAUAACUAUGGUCAUCGCCCAAGCAGGUGCACCAAAUUCUUGCCUGGGAUCUUCUUAACAAGGCUGCAGCAAACUCCAUUUGCAAUAGGCAUGUGUGUAGGAACUUGGGCCUUUGUGCUGAUGGCGAUUGUUCCCACAGUGGUGGUUUAUGCUACGGUGGAGACAGACAGAGUGGAAAAUAGCAGCGAGCAGCCGUGCUACAGUGUGCCAGUAGAGGUUGGUGGCUCUGGCUCUCAAGCAUUUGCCAUUGUAGGAAUCACAAUUUUCUUCCUCUGCCUGGUUUUGGUGAUGAGUGCCUACAUAGCUGUGAUCAGGCACAUCAACAGGACAAAAACUCACAGGAUCAUCCCUGACACACAGAGGGUCUUGUCAAGAGUGUGCCGCAACAUUUUGGUCAUCCAGAUUGUGCUGGUCAUUUGUUUCCUUCCACACCACACCUAUAAGGCUGUUUUCAUUGCCAUGGUUCAGAAUGAUCAGUCUGGAGACCUUCUAAUGGAAUGCCAUCAUUUUUCAACACACAUAGAGGUUAAGAAUCUUCUCCUCAGUCUGGCAGUUCUACGCUGCAGUACAGACCCCAUCAUUUACUUCCUGCUGGACAAGAUGUUUAAGCGGUAUAUAUGUGGUUUGUUUCGAGAAAGUGUUAGCAUAAGAGACAGCCAAUUGUCCAGGACUAUGAAUGAAUUAGGACAGCUUACGCAGUGUGACAGUGGUAUUUUAAAAGGUAUUCUAAAACAUGAGGCAGCUUCACAUUCAAAAGACUCAAACUUUGGACCAUCAGUUCCAUCAUGACCCGAAGUGAAACGCUAAAACACGCAUUGUAUUGGAGAUGAGUAAUGGAUUUUUGCAUCAUGUUGUACUGCAAAGGAAAACCUACGCUGAAUUAAUAUUGUGAAGAUUAAAAAUGCAUUCAGGUCGAAAUCUUUUAAAGAGCAUUAAAUGCAAUGUAGGCAAGAUGAAGUACUGUAAAAGACAAAAUGUAUGCAUUCAUUCUAGCUAAUAAAUACAAUACAUACAAAUAAAUAAGCACUUUUCCCCUGGUUGAUUUCUGACAUUCAGACACUCUGUAUAUGAUCAUUAUGUACCAUAUAUCAUUAUAUACCAUAUAUAUAUGCAGUGUGGGUUAUUAAUGUAGAGAAUAGACAGUGUGUGUUGGAGGGGCUUAAAAUAGCAUGAAAGAAAACUGCCAGAAG